AUGGGGUCGAAAGCGAGGAUAGGCUUUGGUUCUCUCCACUAUGUUCUCUUGGCACUCUUUGUGGCCCCCUCGCAGGGCGUGAUAGUGGGGGGUGGAGGGAGCGCGUGCAACCUGUUCAAAGGGAGCUGGGUGUGGGAUGAGUCAUACCCUCUCUACGACUCGGCGAGUUGUUCAUUAGUUAUGGAUAGCAAUUUCGAUUGCCAGAAGAAUGGCCGGCCCGAUAAAGACUACCUCAAGUACAGGUGGAAGCCCGAUGGCUGUGAGCCCCCAAGAUUCGAUGGCAAGAAUUUCUUGGAGAGAAUGAGAGGGAAGACAAUAAUGUUCGUGGGGGAUUCAAUAAGUCUGAAUCAGCGGGACUCGCUCCUCUGCUUGCUACGUGCGGCAGCACCCAAUGCCCAGUUUACCAGGUUAUAUAAAAACCCGGUCAGUAGUUACAGAAUUGAGGACUACAACAUCACGGUGUCACGUUGCCUGGCACAGUAUUUAGUGGACAUUGUCCCUAUGAAGAUAGGGAACGUCAUGAUGCUCGACUCAGUGCAACGAAAUGGGCAAGUCUGGCUUGGAGCAGAUGUUCUCAUCUUCAACUCGUUCCUUUGGUGGAACCGCACCAAUCCCGGCCGACCAUGGGAUUAUAUUCAAGGAGGCAACCAGAUACUUAAAGACAUGAACCACACUGAAGCUAUGGCGAGGGCUUUGAACACAUGGGCCAAAUGGGUGGACUCCAACAUUGAUCCAAAGACUAAGAAGGUCUUCUACUUCGGACUUCCCCCAGUCCACCAAUCUGGAAAGAACUGGGGCAAGCCAGGGAAAAGUUGUGUUGGAGAGACAGAACCACUGAUGGCAAAAACGUACCCCGGAGGUCCAAUUCCGCAAGAAAGCAUGGUACGGGGCGUGUUGGGAAGUAUGUCGAAGCCAGUCUAUUUGUUGGACAUAACUUUCCUCACACAACUCAGAAAAGAUGGCCACCCGGGGCAGUACAACGGUGGCGAUUGCACUCACUGGUGUUUAGCUGGAGUUCCGGAUACAUGGAACCUAUUAUUGAAUGCUGCCCUUCUUGAAUGGAACCGAGAUGAUUCCCACAAAAAACAUGGAAUUUAGAUUAUUUUCCAUAGAAGUAACAUGAGUGACAUAAAUAAGAAGAUUGUCAUGUCGAAUGGGGGACCGAAAGUUUAAUUAUUAGGAUCAAUUACAUUGGGUUUCUCCUUUUCUUUAUUGUUCUUUGUAAUCAUCAUAGAAUACAAAACGGAGUCCAU
Molecule: messenger RNA, 1253 nt
Organism: Elaeis guineensis (African oil palm)
Lineage: Eukaryota; Viridiplantae; Streptophyta; Magnoliopsida; Arecales; Arecaceae
Source: RefSeq, a predicted model, not a curated record